Chenopodium quinoa (quinoa) is the source of this 1283-nucleotide messenger RNA. Its product is annotated as ankyrin repeat domain-containing protein 29-like. Gene Ontology annotation, biological process: positive regulation of transcription by RNA polymerase II. NCBI's taxonomy places the organism in Eukaryota, Viridiplantae, Streptophyta, Magnoliopsida, Caryophyllales, Amaranthaceae. The record is from RefSeq and is a predicted model, not a curated record. Gene Ontology annotation, cellular component: nucleus. Bases 318 to 1040 code for a protein of 240 amino acids. Gene Ontology annotation, molecular function: protein binding; transcription cis-regulatory region binding. The transcript is spliced from 2 exons.
AAAAAAAACCUUUUGAACCGGAUCUUUUGGUCGAGUUCGAUUUAAUUUUUUCUAAUCAAAUGUUCAAGUCUGGUUCAACCCGGGUCUAUGUUUGGGAUGACCAUUUUAACAAAUUGAUGAUUUGGGCCUUUAAUUCCAUUCCCUCACAAGAAAGAAGAAUACACUCCAUUAAAUAUCCCUAAACAAACACAAGCUUCAUACCCAAAACCGAUUACAAUAAACCCGAAAACCCGAUAACAAUACAAGACGCCCCACCCGAUAUUUGCAGUGGGUAUUUGAAUUUUGAAGCAGAAGUUGCAGAACAACAGCAAGAAGGAAUGGGGAACAACAGAGAUGAUGAUAUUCAUACUGCUGCAAAGAAUGGAGAUGUCACUGCUGUUGAGUUGAUUAUCAGUUCUAACCCUUUAGCUAUCAAUUCCAGAGAUAAGCAUUCCAGAACUCCACUACACUUGGCAGCUUGGGCUGGCCAUGCAAACAUUGUUAGCUCUCUCUGCAAGCACAAGGCAGAUGUUGGCGCUGCAGCUGUGGAUGAUAUGGCUGCAAUCCAUUUUGCUGCCCAGAAGGGACAUUUAGAGGUUGUCAAAGCCCUUGUCUCUGCAGGGGUUUCAGUUAAGGCUAUCAAUCGCAAGGGCAUGACUGCUCUGCACUAUGCUGUUCAAGGUUCUCAUGUAGAACUAACCAAGUACUUGCUAAAGAAAGGCUUCAAUCUCAACGCUAAGACAAAAGCAGGGAAAAGUGUCCUAGACCUUGCAAGCAAUGAGGAAAUUCGUACGUUACUGUCAGAGCUUGAGAAGGCAAAACAAACAGAGGUUCAGGCUGGUGAAGAGGCAUCUGCAGCUGAAGUUAAAGAUGGGGAUUCGGGCGCACCAUUGGAAGAAAUGGGUGAAGAGGGUGAAUUGAAGGAGACUACUGAAGAAAAUCUGAAAAGAAAGGGUGAAGCUGAUGAUGUUCGAGAGAGCUUGCCAAAAUCAAAGAAAACCAAGGUGGCACUUAACCAUCUACUUGCAUCUGAUGAUACACAAGAAGAUGAAGAACAAUGAGUUGUCAGAAGAGUAGGAUGACAAUAUAGUUGAUUUAUAUGCUGUUCAUAUGGCAGUUGGGAGAUAGUGUGAUUUGAUUUAAAAAAUGUUAGCCGGUGUCAUGUAGCUUAGUUUUGAUGUCAUGUAUAAGUCUCAAGUAGCUCUCACUCGGUUUUUAAGGAUAAGUGCAAUAUGCUUCCAAGCCUAUGGGCUGAGAUAUACUGUGAAGAAUUCCUCCUCAAGGAUUGUGAUUUGGUUGGACUA